Rana temporaria (common frog) is the source of this 1355-nucleotide messenger RNA. RefSeq names its product zinc finger protein 250-like. The transcript has 3 exons. Lineage: Eukaryota; Metazoa; Chordata; Amphibia; Anura; Ranidae. The record is from RefSeq and is a predicted model, not a curated record. The coding region runs from base 53 to 955 and encodes 300 amino acids.
ACAGGAAGAUCACACCAUCCCUCACCAUCAUCAGGGGGUAGAAGUCAUUGAUAUGAAAAUUGAGGUUAAAGAGGAAGACGAGACGUAUAAGAGAGGAAACCAGCUGUCUAUGAAAGAAGCUGAAAUGAUGGUAACAAUUACCAAGGAGGAAUCUUCUCGAGAUAUCAGCACAGGUGGGGGUGAUGGCUGGAAUAUCCCAAGAGGACAUCUUUUCGUGUCUCGAGAUUGUAAUGAAAAUAAUGGCAUAGCUCAAUAUUCUCCACAUAUACAUCACAAAUUUGACCAUUUGGAGAGAUCAACAGAUCGCUUUAGUUGUGAUGAAUCCAAAACUUUUAUUCCAAACAUCCCACCAAGCUGUAACAGUGCAAAUGGACUACUAGAUCCUUCUAAUCCUGGGGAAUCUUCUUCUAAUAUUGUGGAUACCGUUACAAAGAGAGACAAUGAGAUGCUUUUAUCAGAGUCUGUCCACAACACAAUAAUUCACGUGGUUCACAAGAAACUUCACGCUGGUGAAAAACCCUACAACUGUUUGAAGUGCGAAGCGUCUUUUGGCCUUCGAUCACAACUCACUGCCCACCAGAAAGUCCACUAUGAGCAGAAACCCUACUCCUUUGUGACUAACCAAGAACUUAUUCUUCACCAGAGAGCACACACCAGGGAAAGGCCCUUCUCGUGUUCUGAGUGUGGAAAGUCUUUUACCGAUAAAUCGCAACUCAAUAGACAUCACAGAGUCCACACUGGAGAGAAGCCUUUUGUCUGUUCCGAGUGCGGAAAGGGCUUCUCCGAUAAAAGGAACUGCAUUAGGCACAUGAGAAGUCAUACCAGUGACAGACCACAUGACAGACCACAUGACAUGCCACAUUCCUGUUCAGAAUGUGGCAAAUGUUUUAAACUCAAAGGAGCACUAACUUCCCACCAAAUAUGUCAUCACCCCAACAUCAGAUUCUGUAGAUGAUUCAUAGGCUGAACUGAAUGAUGCAGUUCAAAAGGGUCAGUCCACCCAGCUGGUAGAUUCUACUUUUAGGUGCUUUGGUGUGAUCUGUUUUUGUUUUCACCUUUUACAAAAAGGUCUUCUCUGGUUUAUCAUUUAUUGCACAUUUUUCUUGUUGUAGUGUAGAGCUGUGGUGUACUAGUCUCCCCACCACCACCACCUUUUGUUGGUAAUCUAAUUAUCUAGGAUCCCUGACUUUCGACAAAUUACGUAGUACCCACAUACAACCACUGCAGGCAUCUUUUUCUACUGUCUCAUCAAGAUAAGAAUUCAGUGGGGAUGUCUCCAACAAGGACAGGAACAGUGGUGGGGGUCUCAACAUUGAAUGACAGCAAUAAAAUAAAGUUAUCAUUGCUAAAACAUA